Molecule: messenger RNA, 690 nt
Organism: Trametes versicolor FP-101664 SS1
Lineage: Eukaryota; Fungi; Basidiomycota; Agaricomycetes; Polyporales; Polyporaceae
Exons: 1
Coding region: 1-690 (229 amino acids)
Source: RefSeq, a predicted model, not a curated record
AUGGCGUCCGAUGACAGGUUCACGUACUUACACGUUCACGCAGACUGUGCGUCAAACGGGGCACAGAAGCGGAUGCGAUAUGUCCCAUCCUGCUAUGCCUCCGACAUCGUCAUCAAGGGCGGGCACAAGCUCGUAGGGUGGCCGGCGGACGUACCGUUCACGGAUCUCAGCAAUGUCCGCGGCGGUGUCAAGACACUCCAUGAGCUCCAUCGGCGGUGGUACCUACCCGAGGGACACCCCGACAAGCUGCGCUUCGAGCCCGCCUCGCGCGAGGACCGGGCGAAUGCCGCGCGUGAUCCUGCGAGUGUUCACCCCACGCCCCAGCACCUUCCCCAACUGGUGGAACGGGCAGCUGCCCGCGCGGCGAGAGCCUUCCCCGUUGAGGUCGAUGCCUACCGCCCCGACAACAUGGAGCAUGUAGGCUGCCAGUUGACGUCAAUGGUGCCGGAGCCCAAGGAGCAGCGGGCGCAGCGGGUGGACACGGGGAAGCGGCGGGCGCGGAAAUCGGACACGUCGACGAAGGUGCGGAAGAGGCGGCAGCAGAAGGGGAUCACAAGCAAGCGGUUUGUGCUGCCAGGGUCGAACGGUCGGGGCAGCAGCGGCGGGGGCAAGCGGACGUCGAAGCGAAAGCAAGUGGACGACUAUGCCCUGGACGACCCGAUCACUGAGUUCAGGUUGACGGCCUUCUGA